This is a messenger RNA of Cuscuta campestris, 1454 nucleotides long. Lineage: Eukaryota; Viridiplantae; Streptophyta; Magnoliopsida; Solanales; Convolvulaceae. The record is from the annotation of a GenBank genome assembly.
UGCAUUUAGAAAAAAGUGAAAAUAAAUAAGAAGAAGAAGAAAUGGCAGAAAUAGAGAUAGGGUGGUGGGAAAUAUUGCUAGGAGUUGCAUUUUUGUUGAUGUUUUACCUAUGGAGGGAAGAGAAGAAGGGGCUUCCCCGGAGCUAUCCCUUUCUUGGCAUGUUGCCGGGCACUCUAUAUUACAUAAACCAAAUCCACGAGAGGGCCACGGUGACCAUGCGGCGAUCCGGCGGCACUUUCCUCUACAAAGGGCCGUGGCUCGCCAACAUGGACAUCCUGGUCACCGUCGACCCCGCAAACGUGCACCACAUCAUGAGCGCCAACUUCUUGAACUUCCCGAAAGGCCCCAAGUUCAAGGAGAUGUUUGACGUUUUGGGGGACGGGAUUUUCAACGCCGACUUGGACCCGUGGCGGGCCCAGAGGAAGAUCGCACGGGGGUUGAUCACGCACAUGCGGUUCCAUAAGUUUCUGGUGCAGACGAGCAAGGAGAAGGUGGAGAGAGGGCUGAUGAAGGUCUUGGAGCACGCGUCCGACAACGGUAUGGUAUUGGACUUGCAAGACUUGUUCCAGCGAUUCACGUUCGACACCAGUUGUAUUCUCUUCACGGGGUAUGAUCCUGGCUGCGUGUCCAUCGAUUUCCCUGAGGUCCCGUUCUCGAAGGCGAUGGAUGAUGCAGAGGAAGCCAUUCUCGUUCGGCACGUCGUCCCGGAGUUGAUAUGGAAGGUGCAGAGCAAGGACGAGAAAGACGACAAGUCGAUGAUGGGGUUGAAGCUAGACGACGACAAGUUCUUGAGAGACAUGGUCAUGAACCUGAUGAUUGCGGGCCGUGACACGACCAGCUCAGCCCUCACUUGGUUCAUAUGGUUGAUCUCCACCCAUCCUCGUGUCGAGGCAAAAAUAAGAGAUGAGCUCAAAACCCUAAUAACUCCUCCCUCGGAGUUCCACAAAUGGAGGGUUUUCAAGCAAGAACUCAAAACAUUGGUCUAUCUACACGCUGCAUUAUGCGAAUCUUUGAGAUUAUACCCUCCAGUUCCCUUCCAGCACAAGGAACCAACCGAGGUGGACACCCUCCCGAGUGGCCACUUAGUCCAUCCUAAGAUGAAAAUAAUGUUUUCGCUAUACGCAAUGGGGAGGAUGGAGACUAUAUGGGGAGAGGACGCAUGCGAGUUCAAGCCAGAAAGAUGGAUUUCGGAGCGGGGGACAGUAAAGCACGAGCCUUCGUACAAGUUCUUGGCAUUCAAUGCAGGGCCAAGGACUUGUUUGGGGAAAGAAGUGGCUUUCAUUCAAAUGAAGGCCGUGGCUGCCUCAAUCAUACAUAAUUACCAAGUUAGGGUUGUGGAAGGCCACCCGGUGGAGCCAAACGCUUCUAUUAUUCUCUACAUGAGACAUGGUCUCAAGGUUAGGCUCAAAAGAAUAACCAAAUAGUUCAAUCAUGUAUUAUUUGAAAGUUGUUGA